GGACUACACUUCCCAGCAUGCGUGUUGGUCAAACAACAUGGUUGCGCACAACAUCAGCUGCAGGGGACUGUGUGCUUUGAUAUAUAAUUUGCAGCGAUGUUGAGUUUGUUUGUAAUUAUAUUGCUUUUCGUAAGUCGCGUGUCUACAUCGGAUGCUAAAGUCUCACAGAAUGCUCCCAGUCCCAGUGAGAGCUAUUUCAUAUCGAUAUGGCACAACAGGCUGUACUUGUAUUCAGCUGCUGCACUUGUCUUUGGGGUCUGGUUCUCACUGAAGAUGGCACUGAAGAAGAAGAAAAGUUUCCCCAAAGACGUCGGCUCAAUGGUCUACAAAGCUGUGAAUGGCAAUGACAGAGACACUGUGGUUCACGUGUCAGGAGUUAAAAUCUUCUAUGGCUCACAAACUGGAACUGCAAAGGUAUUUGCAAAAGAGCUGUCAGAGGAGGUGAAAACUUUGGGUAUACCAGCAGAGGUGAUUGACAUGAAAGACUACGAUCCAGAUGAUCGCCUUGCUGAUGAGUGUACCAACAAGUCAGUCUGCGUGUUCCUUGUGGCCACCUACACUGAUGGAGAGCCCACAGCGAACGCUGAGUGGUUCUGCAAGUGGUUGGAGGAGGCGUCCACUGACUUCAGAUACGGGAAGACCUACCUCAAAGGCCUCAGAUAUGCAGUGUUUGGUCUUGGCAACUCUGUCUAUGUUGGCCAUUAUAAUACGGUGGGUAAAAAUAUAGACAAGUGGCUUUGGAUGCUGAGUGGCAUGCGGAUCAUGACCAGGGGAGAGGGCGACUGUAAUGUGGUAAAGAGCAGUAACGGCAGCAUCCAGGCAGACUUCCUGGCCUGGAAGGUAAAGUUCCUGAAGCGCAUACAGGCCCUGGCCAAGGGUGAGAAGAAGAACUGCAGUGGGAACUGUAAGAGCGGAGGUUCCUGUAAGAACAAGAGGAAAGACGGACAGGAGGAGGAGGAGGCAGCUCUGCAGAAUAACCACACAGAGGAGGAUCUGAUUGAGUCCAGCAGUGACGAGGAGGAGUCUACUCUGCAAGAUGAGAAAAAAUCUGCUUCAGUGGUUGAUAUGGAGGAUCUGGGCAACCUCAUGAACAGUGCCAAGAAAGCAAAGAGCAAGGCGGACGGUCAAGGAGACGGCCAGAUGGUGAAGCUAUCCAAGUUGAACGGAGUGAAGAAGAUUGAAGAUGAAGGGGAAAGAAGAGAGAUGAUCACCCCUGCCCUUAGAGAAGCACUGACAAAGCAAGGGUACAAACUAAUUGGAAGUCACUCAGGAGUGAAGCUUUGUCGAUGGACCAAGUCUAUGUUGCGAGGGAGAGGAGGCUGUUACAAGCACACUUUCUAUGGGAUUGAGUCCCACCGGUGCAUGGAGACUACCCCCAGCCUCGCCUGUGCUAACAAGUGUGUCUUCUGCUGGAGACAUCACACAAACCCUGUGGGCACAGAGUGGCGCUGGAAGAUGGACCCUGCUGAGAAAAUCCUUCAGGAUGCCUUGGAGAAGCACCAGAACAUGAUUCGGCAGUUCAGAGGUGUCCCUGGAGUGAAACCUGAGCGGUACGAGGAGGGCUUGGCAGUCAAGCACUGUGCCCUCUCCCUCGUGGGUGAGCCGAUCAUGUACCCCGAAAUCAACACCUUCAUCCGCCUCCUCCACUCACAGCACAUCUCCAGUUUCCUGGUCACCAAUGCACAGUUUCCUCAGGAAAUCAGGAGCCUGGUGCCAGUUACCCAGUUGUAUGUUAGUGUGGACGCCAGUACCAAAGACAGCCUGAAGAAGAUUGACCGGCCACUUUUCAAGGACUUCUGGCCCCGCUUCCUGGACAGCCUCAGGGCUCUGGGAGAGAAGAAACAGAGGACGGUGUACAGACUGACGCUGGUGAAGGCCUGGAAUGUGGAGGAGAUGCAGGCCUAUUCGGAGCUCAUUGCGUUGGGCCAGCCAGACUUUGUUGAGGUCAAGGGAGUGACGUACUGUGGGGAAAGCUCUGCCAGCAGUCUGACCAUGGCUAACGUCCCAUGGCACCAGGAAGUGGUUGCCUUUGUCCAGCAGCUGGCUGACAUGCUGCCUCAGUAUGAGAUCGCUUGCGAACAUGAGCACUCCAACUGUUUACUCAUCGCACACACCAAGUUCAAGGUAGAUGGCGAAUGGUGGACAUGGAUCGACUAUGAGCGUUUCCAGGAGCUCGUCCGGGCUCACGAGGAGAGUGGGGGACAGCAGAGCUUCUCAGCCUUAGACUACAUAGCUAAAACUCCCAGCUGGGCUCUGUUCGGAGGCCAUGAGCAAGGUUUUGACCCCGCAGACACGCGUUUCCAACGACGCAACAAAACCAAAGACAUUUCAGGAUGCUGAUAAAUGAGAGAGAGAGAAAGAGAGGUAGGAUGAAUAGAGCGAGUGCUGAUCUCUAUAGCAAAAAUAAUUUUAAAAAGUAGCUUUCAAUGUUUCUUUUCCCUUUAGAGUUUCAAAGCUUUCUUUUGCUGGACAGCUUUUUUACUGUCCACAGCUGCCAUUCUCAUGUAAACUUAACUCUUUCUCCCUCUUUUCAUUUUACUUCAAUUUGGAUCAUUCAUUUUAUUAGCUUGACCCUCAAUAUCAGCCAAAACUGCUUGAAUCAGUUCAUUUACACUAGGUUUCCAGAUAUAUUAGUGGUUUUGAUUUGUGUAACCAUCUGGUACACUACUUAGGAAGGCUUACACGGCUAAAGCUGAACACCUUUGCUCAUUAUCCUAUUGACAAUGGUUGUAUGAACUUGGCAGUCAGUGCCUGGAAGGUAGAAAAUAGUUACAAAUCAAACAUCAUAAUAUAUUUAUAAGUAUGACAACAUUUUGGGUAAGACGGUUACUGCUUUUGUAGCAUUUUAGCUAAUCUAGGGGUGGAUAAUAUAGUUUCAGAAUUAAAAAACAUCAUCAGUACUUCUAAUUUAAUAAAAUUGGUAGAGGCACUAAAACUGAUAAUAUUGCGUCACUGUUUUGUAAUGCAGUUCAAGAAUUAUUAAAUCAAAGUUUGAGCUGGAAAAAAAUUGCAAUCACCAUAUUCUCAGACAAUGUCAAGUCUUAUAUUAUGUCAGUUCAUCUUCCAGCUCUUAGUUAAAUACACACAAUACUGGCCUCAAAAUAAAUAAACUGCUAAUGUUAAACAUGUUUAAAAUAUUAAUUCAACCCCCAAAUGUAUGUAGUUUGAUCUGUAGUCACCAUCCAGGUUAAGGUAAUGAGUAUGAAAAACAGCAUACCUGUCAAACUCAUGUAUGCCUCCUCAAGUCCAGCAUGCCAGAAUAAAGCCUCGACUGAUAUUUUAUUUAAAAAUCAACGCCAUUUUAAUUUGUUUUUUAUUUGAAUGUAAAUCCUGAUUUAAUCAUUUACGUGAUUUGUUUUGUAAUGUCUCAAGUGUUGCAGUGUCUCCCUUUUUGGAGAAACUUCAGGUGUGUGGAUAUAUCACUUCAAUAAAUGUAUUUGGAAUACUC
Molecule: messenger RNA, 3448 nt
Organism: Micropterus salmoides (largemouth bass)
Lineage: Eukaryota; Metazoa; Chordata; Actinopteri; Centrarchiformes; Centrarchidae
Gene: tyw1
Product: tRNA-yW synthesizing protein 1 homolog (S. cerevisiae)
Exons: 16
Coding region: 97-2340 (747 amino acids)
Biological process (GO): wybutosine biosynthetic process
Molecular function (GO): 4 iron, 4 sulfur cluster binding; catalytic activity; FMN binding
Source: RefSeq, a predicted model, not a curated record